AUGGAUCUCAAGGCCCUGUCCAGCAACUGGAAGAAGCUGCAACAGACGCUGCAAACCACCAGCUCCACCAAGGAGAAGAAGGACCAAAAGCCCAUCCUCAGCCGCAAGAACCCCAAAGAAGCCUCCUCCAAGAUCACCAAACGCGCAAAGCCCAACACGACCGCGUCCGCAAAAUCCAAAGACUUCAAAAAGCGCAAAAUGGGCUCUCUCCUCUCCACCGCGCAGGAACCCUCGCAGCCCUCCACCACCCCGCCUUCCGCCACCCUCGCCCUCUUCGCCGAAGACCACGGCAUCCCCGUCGCCGACGUCGCCGCCGCCUACAACCUGCCCACGCGCAGCACGACCAACCUCCCCACCACCACGACCAACGCGUCCGACGUCCCCAACGGCGGCCUGACCGCAACCGUCACGCCGGGCAAGUACGUCGCGCUGGACUGCGAGAUGGUCGGCGUCGGCCCCACGCCGGACCAGGACUCGCAGCUCGCGCGCGUGUCCGUCGUCGACUACCACGGCGCCCAGCUCUACGACUCGUACGUGCUGCCCAAGCUGCCCGUCACCGACUACCGCACCGCCGUCUCGGGCAUCACGCCGGCGCUGCUGCGCCCGGGCUUCGCGCGCCCCUUCGCCGACGUGCAGCGCGACGUGGCGGCGUUGCUGGAGGGAAGGAUCCUGGUGGCGCACGCGGUGAAGAACGACUUGGAUGCGUUGAUGCUCGGGCACGCGAAGCGCGACAUACGGGAUACGUCGCGGCACCCGGCGUUUCGGAAGACGAGCAUGGGGAAGGCGCCCGCGUUGAAGAAGCUCGCGAGGGAGUUUUUGGGGGUGGAGAUACAGGGGGGUGAGCAUUCGAGUGUGGAGGACGCGAGGGCGACGAUGCUGUUGUUUCGGAAGGAGAAGGAUGCGUUUGAGGCGGAGCAUGCGAAGAGGUGGGGACGGCCGGAAGGAGGCGAUUCGGGAGGCAAGAAGAAGAAGAAGGGGAGGAAAUGA
Diplodia corticola is the source of this 987-nucleotide messenger RNA. RefSeq names its product rna exonuclease 4. Gene Ontology annotation, biological process: ribosomal large subunit assembly; rRNA processing. The transcript has a single exon. Gene Ontology annotation, molecular function: 3'-5' exonuclease activity; nucleic acid binding. NCBI's taxonomy places the organism in Eukaryota, Fungi, Ascomycota, Dothideomycetes, Botryosphaeriales, Botryosphaeriaceae. The record is from RefSeq and is a predicted model, not a curated record. Gene Ontology annotation, cellular component: nucleus. Bases 1 to 987 code for a protein of 328 amino acids.